AUGUACGCGAUAAGGGGGCUGCAACUGCCGCACUUCUUCUUCCGACUUUCUCUUACAUUCAAGUCCUUAUCCUGCUCUUCCUUCCACCCCAAAUACCCCACCUCAACACCCUCCCUCAACCCCUCAAUCAUACUCCAAUACCUGGUCAGCAACAUCCUCCUCCUCAGAUCCCCCUCACCCUCACACGAAGCAUGUCCAGCCGUCGAAACAAUUCCACUCUCAGCCGCAGCAAAAAAUCUCCACGAAAGAAUCAAUCGCAGAAACCACGAAAUUUUCAGUAUGCACGUAACCCGCCACCCCACUCCUCGCAACCCCAGAAUUCCAUUUCGAAAUUUUGGAUGCAGGGACUCGAGUGCAGCGAGUGGUGAAUCAGAAGGCAUUGAAAUCACUCGUACGGGGUUGGGAAGGAAAAAUCCCCCGGGGGGGGGGGGGGGGGGGGGGGGGGGGGGGGGGUUCAUUCUAUUCUACUCUGCAGAGUUUUUUGGAUGUCGCGUUUCAAUCUCUACAUCCUGGCAGCAUCUAGAAGAUGAUAUACGAAACAGUCAUCGUGGAAAACAUGGUGUUAUUUUGCGUCUCUUAGUCUCUCUGCCAUCAUCGCGAACUUCGCAAGGUCGUUUACGUCGUUUGACUUCUGGCAGAAUUGAGCUCUUUGUAUCGUUGUGUGACGCUUGGGUUUCGGUCCGCUUGCAAGUGGCAUCGUUGAAGGCGCAGCCGACUAGUGAUUCUUUGACAAAUUGGAUGCUAUCCAAAAUCCGUGAUGCUGCUGCCUUGAGAGAUAGCAUGUCCGGCCUGAAUCUUGUGAAUGCAGGGGAAGGUCUUCUGGAAGGUACUCCGUACACUGGCAGAUCUGUGCACCAUGGAAGUGAUGUUGAACAGCUCAUAUCGCUGUUAGCAAGCGUAGACCACCUGGAUUUCAGCACAGUACAGUACGGCCACAAACCUACGGCGAGACAAAGACUCCGAAAGCAACUCAAACGGCUGCUGAAGCAACUCGAUUAUUUUGAGGUAAACCGCAAGUUGAGAGAUCGAAGUUACUCCAUACUCCCUUGCGAGAACUAUGAACUCUGCAAAGUUGGAGAGUUUGUCAAAUGUCCGGUACCUGAGGUUCUUGGUAACCAACGGGUCACUUAUGAAGAUUGGAAAUGUUUGUCUUCACCCUUCGGAUCGAUAUAUUUCGAGGAACGACCGCAGCUCGUGACCAGGCGAUUCAGAGACAGGUGUCUUACACCAGUAUGUACGCCGAGAAGUGGAAGAGGUUUUAUUCAUGGCCGUGCGGAUCUCGUGCGGCUAGUGUCGCUCAAUGAUUCGCUCGAAACGCUGCCUGGAGAGUACCAUCCCCCUAUCGAAAUCGUGAGAGGAAGUCUGACUAGAGAGACCUGUCUUGAGCUGAAGUUCAACGGUCUUGGAGCAUACCUCAUUCGUCCAGGUGCCUCCAAAGUCUGUCGCCUUCAGGUGAUAUGCUGGUCAGCUGAUACUAUCAGCUAA
Messenger RNA from Pseudocercospora fijiensis CIRAD86, 1485 nucleotides. RefSeq lists its product as uncharacterized. Bases 1 to 1485 code for a protein of 494 amino acids. The record is from RefSeq and is a predicted model, not a curated record. The transcript has 9 exons. Lineage: Eukaryota; Fungi; Ascomycota; Dothideomycetes; Mycosphaerellales; Mycosphaerellaceae.